AUGCCUCACCUAAAUCCCCCCUCUAAUGAAGGCAAGGAACCAUCGACUGGAACUCGACCUACUGGCUCCGCCGGCUAUGCAUCAUUAGAUGCCCUAUCCACAAGAGAAGGCAACGCCAGCGGACGAGUCUUUGGUACAGGCACCGGCGGCACGGUCACAUCGCCGGAGUAUUCGUCCGCCCUGAGCUCGGAUGUCCUGCAGAACGCGGAGAGCGAUCGCGCCAUGAGCAAGGAGGAGGCCGAUAGGAUGUACGAGCAGCGUAUGGAAGAGGAAUAUGCGAAGAGAGAGGGUGGUGCUUGA
Molecule: messenger RNA, 300 nt
Organism: Aspergillus udagawae
Lineage: Eukaryota; Fungi; Ascomycota; Eurotiomycetes; Eurotiales; Aspergillaceae
Exons: 1
Coding region: 1-300 (99 amino acids)
Source: RefSeq, a predicted model, not a curated record